AACCAAGACGGAGGACUGAAGAUGCUUCUUCUUCUCAGCUGCUGGAUUCUUUCAGGAAUCACGGCCGAGGAAUCAGCAGAGACACAUUACAGGAUGAGGAACAGCUCAAUAUGUCUGAACGUUACAAAGCCACCACCAUAUAACGGUGGUGAAUGGAACUUUGGUGAAAGUUUCAUUGCCUCUGUAGGAAAAAUGAAUCCCAGCUUUGAAAAUAAAGUGGAAUUCAAUGCCACGAAUCUGAAGUUGUGCAUCAAAGACCUGACUGACACGGACUCUGGAAUCUAUGAGGCCACAAUCCGCGAUGAUAACUACAAGCGGUCGAUUGAGAAAUACAGAGUCAUCGUUCAAGACAGCGUCCCCCGGCCGGUCCUCCUCGUGUCCGUCCUGCAGUCCAACGUGUCCUCAGGUCUCUGCAGCUUCGCCGUCAACUGCUCCGCCCGGGACACGUGGGCGUCGGCCGACUGCCACAGGGACGGCUGCACAGCGUCCCAGAGGUCACGCUCAGAGGUCAUCAGCAUCAACAUCUCCGUCGGCAACGGGACGGUCGUCUGCAGCGCCGAGAAUCACGUCAGCGCCAAGAACGGGUCUGAAAACAUGGCCGCAGCGUGCUUCGAUGAACCUGAUCCUGAACACACAGUGAAACCACUUCCUGUGUCUACUAUCCUCAUCCUGUGUGUGGUGUGUGCGUCUCUCGUUGCUCUCAUGGCUCUUCUGGCUUGGAAGGUUUCUUCAGGAUGGAAUCAGCAUCAGAGACAGACGCUGGUGGAGGAGCAGCCGCAGCCGGAGAGCAGAGUGUCCACCUCGUCCUCCGGUCCGUCCGAGGUCGCUUAUGAAAACGUGGACGCCACCCAGCCCGCCGAGGAGGGGGGGGCCACGCCCAGGCAGGAAGUGGAUACAGUCUACAGCGUCCUACAGGUGGCAGCAGAUGUGACUCCUCCUCCUGUGGAGACGUUUGGAGAGGCUCCACCCUCCCUGCCUGAGGGGGGGGCCGGGCCCUCGGAGGUCAACUCUGUGUACAGCGUGUUGCAAAAGCCCAACUCUGAAGUCACAGCGCCACCAACAGGUCACAUGAGACCAUCAGAGGAGCUGGAAGAUGAUGAACUGGGAAACACAACUUUGUACAAACACACUUCGACCUCACGGCUUCAAUAUCCUCACAGGUUAUUAAACAGAUGAAGGAUUUGAAAGGUUGAAAUCAUGUGAAGAAAAAUAUUUGCGUGAUUGAAAGUAGCUUUAGAUGCCUUGUUUAUAUAUUGUUUGUAAAUAAUAACAGUCUAACAGUUCUGUACUGUACCAGAGAUCCACUGCUUGUUUAACCUCCUUGUUAUAGAAUCACUGGAUUUAAUCUCAAUAAAAUAAAUAAAAAAAGACUUUUAGAGAUUUCUGUUACAACCCACAAGAUCUAAAAAUACAUCAAGAAAAAAGAUAUAAAGUACCAAUAUAUCAGAAUCAGAAUCAGAAGUAUUUUAUUGUACGUUCACACAUACAAGGAAUUUGCUCUGG
Molecule: messenger RNA, 1503 nt
Organism: Limanda limanda (common dab)
Lineage: Eukaryota; Metazoa; Chordata; Actinopteri; Pleuronectiformes; Pleuronectidae
Source: RefSeq, a predicted model, not a curated record